Molecule: messenger RNA, 894 nt
Organism: Bombus huntii
Lineage: Eukaryota; Metazoa; Arthropoda; Insecta; Hymenoptera; Apidae
Product: cytidine deaminase-like
Exons: 2
Coding region: 258-704 (148 amino acids)
Cellular component (GO): cytosol
Molecular function (GO): zinc ion binding; cytidine deaminase activity
Source: RefSeq, a predicted model, not a curated record
GAAUUUCUAGCAAAUUUGCUAAUUCAUAUCAUUGUUGUACAUUUGUGUUGUACAUAAUAUCUUUUUCUACUUUUAAGAUAGGAUUAAAAUAGGAUUCUCUUAAGAUUAGAUAAGGUAAUGUGUUAUAUAGGACAAAUGAUCUUAUCUAAUAUCAAAUCUAGGCAAAAGAGCAUACGUAAGCAUACGUAAAUACAAGUUAAAUCGCAAUUAAACUUCCUAAAAAUACAUAUACAUAAUAUUUAAUAAAUCGUACCAAAAUGAAUACAGAAGAAAUUAUUGAUUUCACGGAUAUAGAACCAGAUAUUCAAUCUCUAAUAAAGAAGAGUAUAGCUGCUCGUGAGUACUCUUAUUCACCCUAUAGUAAGUUUAAAGUCGGAGCUGGAGUGCUUUGUACCGAUGGGAUCAUUUUCACAGGGUGCAAUGUAGAAAAUGCAUCUUAUCCUGUAGGAACAUGUGCUGAAAGAACAGCUAUUGUUAAAGCAGUGUCAGAAGGGAAAAGAAAGUUUAAAGUCCUAGCAGUUGUAGCUAAUAAAGUGAACAAUAAUUUUACCACACCAUGUGGCUUUUGUAGACAAGCUAUCGCAGAGUUUGGUGAUAUACCAAUUUAUUUAGCAGAACCUCUAAUGAAGGAUGUGUUAAAAACUUCGCUAAGUAACCUAUUACCUUGUGCCUUUGGGUUGGGAAACGCAGAAACAUUACAAUAAAUUCUUAAUAAAAGAAGGCUAAACCACGCACCAAUGUCUAAAACAUCAUUUAGUAUUUCUUUAAAAUCAUAGUUCAUUUUUAUAUCAAUUGAUAUACUAGGAUAUUGUUCUGUCCUAUAAUAAAAAUGUGCAAACAUUGUUGUGUACAUUGUAUAAACUUAUCAAUAAUAAAGUUAGUAUAUGAACAGUA